AUGCCACCAGCCUCCCUCGGCGGCCGCUUGCCGGGCCGCCUCCUCGGGGCGGGGUGUCCGGCGCGGCGCGGGGCGGGGCGGGCCGGGCGGAGGAGGGGCCGGCGCGGCGGGACGGCGGGCCCGGCAGGUCUGCCCCGCAGGCGCCGCGCGGCGGGAGUGAGGUGGCGGGACGCGUGGGGCGCCUGCGCUCGGAUCCCACUGCUGCCCGGGCCGCACGUCCGAAGACCCGAGGUGAGGGCCGCGCACGCCGCCGACUGGGCGCACAGUCCGGGGCCGGAGCGGGACCGAGUCCCCGAAACGGGCGCGGGUAGAAUGGGACCGUGCGGAAAGCGGCCGGGUGCGGGCGCCGCGGCGGCACCCACAGAGCACAGAGCCGUUGGGCAGACGCGGUCGUGCGGGGCCGCACGGAGCGCCCUGUCUGGGACCCGGUGUGGAGCGCCGCACGCACUCGCACCCGCGCUUCUCGGCCUAAAACCGCCAUUCCGCCCCCAGAGGCGUGGCGCGAACGGCGGGAAGCCUCUGCGAGCCGAAGGGAGCGUUCCCGGGAGACGGGCGGCGCAGGCCGGCACAGCCGCUGCGAGUCACGCAGACCCCGGCCCGCAGCGGCGACCUGCUGCGUCACCUUGGGCGGGAUCGAAACUUCUGGGCCUGGCCUCUCUCUUCAGGACAAUAACGUGCAGGAGGCUGAAGGGGCACCACAAGCGUUCCCGCCGCCCUCCCGCGGCCGGGUGCGAACGUAAGGCGCGGGCCCGCGGGCCCCAGGAGCUGGCGGCUGCUAGCGACAGCUACCCAUCUGAGGAACUUCCUCUCACAGACUUUCCCACUUUCCCAUCCCUAAGGGGCCCCACCGCCCUGUCUCCUUUUCCUCUGUUUUCUGAGGAAACCCUGAGCGGCGUAACUCUGACCCCGCCGGAGAGAGGGCGCACGGGUGGAGGGAAUUUGCGCGGAGCCCUGGACGCAUGCUCCGUGGUAUGGGUUCGGGCGGGUUCCCGGGGCGGGGAACCCGUCUUAAGGGCGGCCCCGCUGAUUGGCCGGUCUUUUCCGGCCACGCCCACUGCCUGCUGAUGGACAGCUGCCUACCUGCCUGGUCGGAUUCCGCAGCGAGAGGUGGUAACUUGCUACAGGCCUCGGGAGGAAUUGCCGCCGGCGCUCCAGCCACAGUGCCUGGAGGCGUCGUAACCGCGGUCACCGCGACAAAGGAGGCCGCCCAUUGCAUCCCACCUCACCGGAAAGCCAAACACAGGCCUAAAUCGGAAUCUUAAAGCGGAAGAAGAAUUGAAGUUUUACCCAAAGCCUGCUGCUUUGCCAGACUUGGGUCCUGGAUUCAACUCAUCACUCUCCAGCUCUAAUUGCCAUCUUUGAAUCUCACUGGGCCUUGAGAACACUUCCAGUCUGCCAGCAUCCAUGGGGAGGUCUUGGUCAUAUUCUGUGUCUCAGAAUUACUGAAACUGAGGUGAGGACUUGGGCCAAAUGCAGCCCAGAUGGUCAAUCAAUGUGGUGUCAUCAAACACUCAUCUUCUCAGUCUGUGGUCUAGUGGAAAUGAUACAUUUUGAAGUCUUACAUUGAAGUCUUACAUUGGGAAGAUGGUGGCUCUUCCAUCAUCUCUUCCAUCAUCUCCUUAUCCCUUUUGCACCUAUAUGCACCAAAAGAAAUCAUAGAUAUUUUUGCACUGGCCAUUUUAUUUUUCCUCUGCGAAAGCUUCUUUUUGCUGGAAACUAACAUGCCACAGAUCCCAUUACAGAAAAUAUUGGUUACAGAAUUUUACAGCUUCCUUAUGUAUCAUAUUUAGUUGUGUCCAUUUACACAACGUGAAAAGAGCCCACUAAUUUGUGGAAAAUGUAAUAAAGUGAUGGG
Molecule: messenger RNA, 1855 nt
Organism: Hyaena hyaena (striped hyena)
Lineage: Eukaryota; Metazoa; Chordata; Mammalia; Carnivora; Hyaenidae
Product: collagen alpha-2(I) chain-like
Exons: 3
Coding region: 1-1065 (354 amino acids)
Source: RefSeq, a predicted model, not a curated record